Toxotes jaculatrix (banded archerfish) is the source of this 2374-nucleotide messenger RNA. It is a transcript of the gene clic4, whose product is annotated as chloride intracellular channel 4. Bases 327 to 1085 code for a protein of 252 amino acids. The record is from RefSeq and is a predicted model, not a curated record. The transcript has 6 exons. NCBI's taxonomy places the organism in Eukaryota, Metazoa, Chordata, Actinopteri, Toxotidae.
CUUCUUCCCACCCGUUUCCACAAGCGGUGCUCAGCCAUCGGGCCAACGAUGUGUUUGUAGUUUAGCUAAGUCGAAGUUACACCUCAACGUCGAAACCGUUGUAUCUGGCAGACCCCGCUGUCCUCCGUGUCCGCUGCGCUAAAGCAAGACUUUCUGCUUUCUGCAACGGGUCGUCCUCGGGGAGAAAGAGCGCCUACCGGGGUUCAGUGCGGAAAAAAAAGAAAAAGACAGGGUGGUGGAGAAGUGGACCGAGCGAAGUCGGGCGUGGUAGCAAGAGAAAAAAAAACUCAUCUUUGUUAGCAGAACUUCAAACAGUAGCAUCCAUAAUGUCGCUGUCGGUACCGCAGAACGGAGUAAAGGGGGAUAACGAACCCGUUAUCGAGCUGUUUGUGAAGGCGGGAAGUGAUGGAGAGAGCAUCGGGAACUGCCCCUUCUCUCAGCGGCUCUUCAUGAUCCUGUGGCUUAAAGGAGUCGUCUUCAAUGUCACCACAGUGGACCUCAAAAGGAAGCCAGCAGACCUCCAGAACCUGGCCCCCGGCACACACCCACCCUUCAUUACCUUCAACGGGGAGGUCAGAACUGAUGUCAACAAGAUCGAGGAGUUCCUUGAGGAUGUCCUCUGCCCACCCAAGUUCAUCAAGCUUGGUGCAAGACACCCUGAGUCAAACACAGCUGGUAUGGACAUCUUUGCCAAGUUUUCAGCGUACAUCAAGAACUCAAAACCUGAUGGAAAUGAGGCUCUGGAGCGCGGGUUGCUGAAGACACUGCAGAAGCUGGAUGAGUAUCUUCGCUCACCACUGCCUGACGAGAUCGACCACAACAGCAUCGAGGACGUCAAGGUCUCCAACCGCAAGUUCCUGGAUGGCGAUGAAAUGACUCUGGCCGACUGCAACCUGCUGCCCAAGCUGCAUAUAGUUAAGGUGGUAGCCAAGAAGUACAGAGGUUUCGACAUCCCCAAAGAGAUGACCGCCAUCUGGAAGUACCUGAACAAUGCCUACACACGCGAAGAGUUCACCAACACCUGUCCCAGUGACAAGGAGAUCGAGAUUGCCUACGCAGACGUAGCAAAGAGGCUGGUCAAAUAAGCCCCUCUGUCCCUCCAUUCGUCACCCUGUAACCUCCCUCUCCACACUCCCCUACACCCCUCUCUCCUCAGCAUCGGGACUGAUGUGCUCAUUCACGAGAAAGAAAAAAAAAAAACAAACAAACUCUGGACUUCUUUUCCUUCUCUCCUCAUACAGAGCCCCCCCCCCCCCCCCCCCCCCCCGCCCCCCCAUGCAUGAGCCCUUCUCGAUCUCUUUUUUUUUUUCCCCCUUCUCUAAGAUUUUUAUGAUGAUCUCCUUGGUUGGUACAGCAGAGGUCACAGUUGUUCCAUCUUGAAUUGCUUUUGUUUUUUUUCAUUUGCUGAUGAAUGUUGUGAGGAGUUGUGAGAUGGCGAGGUGACGGAGAAGCAGGCAGACGUGUAAUCAGUGCUUAACCAUGUCGGGAGCCUCAUCAAACACACACUCCCUGAUAAGUGACCUUCAAGCUGACCUUCUCUCUGCGCCAAGGGGAGGAGGUCAUGAGCUGUUGUUCAUUUUCUGUUGUCUGGUUAAUAUCGAAGUCGCUCUUUGUAGGUUUGCUAUAAAAAUGAAACACUGAGAAGCUGUUUUUUUUUGUUUUGUUUGAUUUUUUUUUUUUUCCUGUCUUUUGGCUUAUUAAGAGGCGUUGUAAACAGUGUUUAUGCUUCAGUGUUGUUCGCUCAAGUAUUUGACAGGUUGAAGUAGAAGCUGAAGCUAAUCUAAACCUGAGUGGUUGACAUAUCAAGUAAGAGAUGCUUUAUUUUAAUGUUGAGCUGUUUAAAAUAAAUCAGAAAUAAUUGUAACUGCAGGUAAAGCUACCUGGUAUCCAUGCUCUGAUUUCCUCAUUGCCUCAAACGGGCAAAAGUCUUGUAGCUCAGCUCAGUAGAAUUGUAGGAAAAGUUCAUGUACCGGCUGUAGAAGUAACAACUCAGGAAAAGCAUAACCUGAGAUUUAAAACAAAUAUUCAACCAUAUGUAGCUUACAGACAUGUUCAAGGAUGUAUAGAUGUCUAGACUGGCCUUUUAUAAGUCACCACAUUGCCAUGGGAAAUGUCAAUUCAGACGAUAGCUGACUCUUUCGUUUCUUAUAACACAUGAAGGAAAGUCUCCACUUCGGUCGUGCUGACUGUAGCGUUAGUAGCUUGGAUUACACAUCGCAGACCAAAAAGGGGCACAUUAUUCUGGUUUCACUGUGGAUAAGAUGACACCGGCCAUAUAAACUAGUGAAGUCAAAAAAAAAGAAAGAAAAGAAACCACACACUCUGACCGUCUAUUUCUCCGUCGCACACAGAAUGAAGGACACUAAUGUGCGGU